AUGGCGGUCAGUCAAUCGGUGGUUGGCCGUAACAAUGCGGAGAAGCCUCAUGGCCUUGUCGGUAUGCUGAAGAACCCCUAUGUCUUCGCUACCUGUCUUUUCGCCUCUCUGGGCUGCACUAUGUACGGAUACGAUCAAGGUGUGAUGGGACCCAUUCUUGUGAUGGAGAACUUCAAAAACCACUUCCCCUACUUUGAGAACUCUACAAUUCAGGGUUGGUUAGUGGCGGCCUUGGAGCUGGGUGCAUGGGCUGGUGCUCUGAUUAAUGGUGUUCUCGCCGAUCGAAUCUCCCGAAAGUACGCUAUGAUGGUGGCUGUCGUUAUCUUCACAUUGGGAACUGGUCUACAGGCUGGUGCCCAGACUCCAGCUUACUUUUUUGCUGGUCGUAUCAUCGGUGGUGUUGGUAUCGGUAUGUUCAGCAUGGUUAUUCCUCUAUACCAGGCCGAGAUUGCCCCACCCGAGUUGCGUGGAUCUCUGGUCUCUCUGCAGCAACUUUCAAUCACUAUCGGAACUACCAUUGCCUUCUGGCUGGACUAUGGGAUGCAGUAUAUCGGCGGUGUUGCCUGCAACCCCGAAGGAAUCGCCAACCCCUACCUCGCCGACGGCACCUACAAUACGGCCCAAAAUCAUGGUCACACUUGCCUAGGCCAAAAGACCAUCUCUUGGCGACUACCACUGGCAUUGCAAAUUAUCCCUGCCUGGAUUCUGUUUUUUGGAAUGUUCUUUUUCCCAUUCUCCCCUCGCUGGCUCAUGAUGAAGCACCGAGAUGAAGAAGCUCUUUCUUCGCUUUCAAAGCUCCGCCGGUUACCCGCCGCCGAUCCAGUUGUUAGAGCUGAAUUCCUCGAAAUCAAGGCCGCUGUUAUGUUUGACGAGGAGACCGAACGUGAAGCCAUUGGCUCCGGUGGGGUCCUUGCUCCCUGGAAGGCAUUGUUUGCCCCCAAUAUGAUCAAGCGUCUCAUGGUCGGUUGCUGUACCAUGGUUUUCCAACAAUUUACUGGUAUCAAUGCAGUCUUGUAUUACGCACCCCAGAUUUUCGGCAGUUUUGGCUUUUCUUCUACCAAGACAACCCUUCUGGCUACUGGUGUGACUGGUAUUUUGCAGAUCAUCUUCACCUUGCCCUCUGUGCUGUGGUUGGAUAAGUUUGGCCGCAAGACAUUUUUGAUUGUUGGUGCCGCCGGCAUGUUCUUGUGUCACAUUGUCGUUGCCAUUGUCGAGGGUCUGUUUGAAGAUAAAUGGAACCUAAACGAAGGGCUUGCAAAGCCACAGGGAUGGGUAGCAAUCGCCUUUAUCUGGCUCUUCGCCGUGAAUUUCGCUUACUCUUGGGGUCCCGUGGCUUGGGUUUUGGCGCAGGAAAUUUUCCCUAAUAGCCAGCGUUCCCGUGGUGUGGCCAUCGUUGCAUCCACCAACUGGAUGUUCAACUUUGUCAUCGGAUUGACGACUAAGGACAUGCUGGAUACUAUGAAAUAUGGUACUUACAUUUUCUUUGCUGUCUUCAGCGGGUUGGGUGGCCUGUUUAUCUGGAAAUUUGCACCGGAGACCAAGGAUAAGACUCUUGAAGAGCUGGACAUCUUCUUUGGUAAAGGUAUGGAUAGUAUUGCUGAGGCCGAUCGUGUUCGCAUGCAGAGGAUCAACGAGACACUAGGCUUGGCUGGUGUAGAGAACCUUGAAGAUCUGAAGACCGAGAAGGAGAUCACUGCGGAACAGGUCGAACUUUAA
This is a messenger RNA of Penicillium waksmanii, 1716 nucleotides long. RefSeq names its product sugar porter family MFS transporter. Gene Ontology annotation, cellular component: membrane. Gene Ontology annotation, molecular function: carbohydrate:proton symporter activity. NCBI's taxonomy places the organism in Eukaryota, Fungi, Ascomycota, Eurotiomycetes, Eurotiales, Aspergillaceae. Gene Ontology annotation, biological process: carbohydrate transport; transmembrane transport. The record is from RefSeq and is a predicted model, not a curated record. The transcript is spliced from 2 exons. The coding region runs from base 1 to 1716 and encodes 571 amino acids.